Molecule: messenger RNA, 3711 nt
Organism: Megachile rotundata (alfalfa leafcutting bee)
Lineage: Eukaryota; Metazoa; Arthropoda; Insecta; Hymenoptera; Megachilidae
Source: RefSeq, a predicted model, not a curated record
GUCGUCUCAGUUCUGUUCAGACGGCGGUGAGUCAACGGUCUUAAUCGAGGACUUUCCACAUGUUUAAAAUUCGAGACACGUAGAAUUAUCAUCAAACAUGAAGCUAUUUCAAGUACUCUUGCUUCUCGUUAUCGGUUAUGCGCACUGUUGUGCACAUCAUCCGGAAGUGGGAGCACCAACCGGAAGAAUUCGUGGCUCUAUUUUGAAUUCAAGGCUCGGGAAAAAGAUUUAUACCUUCCGUGGUGUGAGAUACGCCGAGCCACCUACGGGAAAUCGACGCUUUCAGAUUGCCAUUCCAGCAGCAGAUUGGAAUCAUGUUUUCGAUGCCACUGAAGAAGGUCCUUCAUGCCCAAAUUUGGACGUUAACAUAUCAAUGUCGGAAGAUUGCCUGCGUUUAAAUGUCUACACUACAAAAUUAUCUUCGGAGACUGAAAAAGUAGGAAGACCAGUAUUAGUCUUCUUCCAUCCGGGAGGAUUUUACUCUUUCUCCGGACAGAGCUUUUACUUUGGUCCCCAAUAUCUGAUGGACAAAGACAUCGUUCUAGUCACCGUUAACUAUCGACUGGGGACAUUAGGUUUCUUAAGUACAGGUGACAGGUGGGCACCAGGAAAUUUGGGACUAAAAGACCAGGUGAUCGCGCUCCGUUGGGUCAGUAGAAACAUCGGUGCCUUUGGAGGCGAUCCAAAUUCCGUGACAAUCAGCGGUUGCAGCGUAGGAGGCCUCAGCACGGCCUUGCACCUGGUGUCCCCAAUGUCAAAAUAUCUGUUUCACAGAGCGAUCGUGAUGAGUGGAUCGCUCAUGAACGCGGAACCUUAUCCUACCGAGCAAAAAACCCUCGCAAAGAAACAAGCGGAGCUUCUCGGUUGUCCGUCUAACGACAGCGCGGCUAUGUUAGCUUGUUUCAAGUCGAAGCCAGUUCAGAACUUCACGGAUACUAUGUCUAGCCUUUUCGAAUGGUACGGAGAUCCGAUUCUGGUAUGGAAACCGGUGGUAGAGCCAGGAGUCCCAGGCGUAGAACGCUUCCUCCCAGCGCAACCCUAUGAUCUGAUCAGACAGAAAAAGUUUAAGCAAGUCCCUGUCAUGUUUGGAGUGACCAAAGACGAGUUUGGUGGAGUAGUUGUAGCGUUCGAGAAUUCAACCAAACAAGGCAAUGAUAUGUAUCGCGAGAUGAACGACAACUGGGACAGAAUAGCGCCUAUCAGUUUUAUGUACGAACGUGACACACCGCGGUCGGCGAAUAUCACCAAAGAAUUGCGGCGAUUUUAUUUCAAUAACAAACCGAUUGAUUCAGCUAAUAGAGACGGUUUAGCUCAUAUUUAUGCGGACAGUGUAAUUAUAUUUCCAAUGUAUCGCGGUGCAAAAUGGAUCGCUGAAAAUUCUAGGGAACCCGUCUAUUUCUAUGAGUCCGCGUAUCAAGGACGUUAUAGUUUUACUAUGUGGAAUGCCACUACGCCAUACGGCGUCGUGCACCAAGACGAUCUGCAGUACUUGUUCUUUAUGAAGGCUCUUUUCCCAUUUAUCGAUAAAACUGCACCCGAAGAUCCGAUAGUGGAAUUAUACACGACUCUAUGGUCCAGUUUCGUUAAGAGCGGCGAGCCCGUUCCCAAGAGUGGCGCAUUUAAGAAGAUAAAGUGGGACAGGUUUGUUCCUAAACAAGAUAACUACUUGGAAAUUAACGCGAAUCCUACCAUGAAGACUGGUCUUUAUCUUGAUAGAAUGCAGGAAUGGGAAAGACUGUUCCCUUUACCCUCAACGCGAUCAUAUAAAUUGUUCCGUUUUGCUCCUGACUUCUUCAGUACAGCACCGGUUACGCCGGUGCAUUCAAACCAGUUGCCUCCAAGUUCAUCUAGAUCUUGUUCCCCUUCAACGGGAACAUUUUUACGAAACGAGAACCAAGUUUUCAAGAUGAAGGGUAUUUUUAUACUGUUUGGUAUCUUUGUAGCUAUCAACGCUCAACAUACUAAGGGAAUCUCGAAAGCCAAUGAGAAUCCCAUAGUAGCGGCACCGAUUGGAAAGAUUCGGGGCUCGAUUUUGACUUCGAGACUUGGGAAGCAGAUUUAUUCGUUUCGAGGUGUGAGGUAUGGCGAACCACCCACUGGGCAGCAACGUUUUAAGCCUCCAACCCCAUCGGCAGAUUGGAAGAAUGUCUUCGACGCAACUGAAGAAGGACCCAGUUGUCCUCACCCGGACGGAAAAAUACAAUCUGAGGACUGCUUACGACUAAACGUUUACACCACAAAACUACCAUGUAAAAACGAAAAUGUGAGCCGACCAGUUAUGAUAUUCAUACAUCCAGGCGGCUUUUACGGAUUUUCCGGACAAAGUGUAAACUUCGGACCGCAAUAUCUGCUCGAUCACGACAUCGUCUUAGUUACAAUUAAUUACCGUCUCGGAACGUUAGGCUUCUUCAGCACGGGCGACAGUUUGGCACCAGGUAAUAUGGGCAUGAAAGAUCAGGUUGUAGCACUUCGUUGGGUUCAGAGGAAUAUCGCUGCUUUCGGCGGUAAUCCAAAUGAUGUCACUUUGUGCGGCUACAGUGCCGGAAGUUUCAGUAUUAUGUUACACAUGGUGUCCCCGCUGUCUCAGGGAUUAUUCCACAAAGCUAUCUCGAUGAGCUCUUCGGCCAUAGGAAAUGACGUCUACGGCUCUAUUUCGCAGAAUGGACAGAACGAGCUCUCUAGAAAGCAAGCUAGAUUGAUGAAUUGUUCUACUGAGACAACCGCUGCGAUGUUGUCUUGUCUCAGAGAAAAACCGGUGGAAGACUUUCUGAGUACCUUUAACGACAUGUUUGACUGGCACGGUAAUCCGAUUUUGCUGUGGAAACCCGCCGUGGAACCCGAAGGUGUUCCAGACAGAUUCUUAACUGCACAGCCGUACGAUUUGAUCAAGAAAGGAAAGUUCCAACAGGUCCCGUACAUUCUUGGAGUAACAGAGGAUGAAUUUGGAGGAAUAGCUUCCUUAUACGAACACACUGAUAAUGGAUCGUUCUAUCGUAUUUUGGACGAGAAUUGGAACAGGCUUGCGCCUAUUAUAUUCAUGUACGAACGCGACACACCACGAUCAAACUACAUCAGCAGAGAGUUGAAGAAAUUUUACUUCAAGGGUCAGCCACUUGGUUCGGCGACCUACGAGAACCUUAAACAGAUAUUAGGCGAUGCUGUGCCUACAUUCGCCAUGUUCCGAGCAGGCAAGUUGUUUGCUUCGAUGUCAAAGCAACCAGUGUACUUUUAUAAAUUUACCUUCCAAGGACGAUAUAGCUUCCGAAUGUGGAAUGAAACCACGCCAUCUGGUGUGACUCAUCAUGACGAUCUGAUGUAUCUCUUCUUCAUGAAGCAAUUCUUCCCGUACUUCGAAAGCGGCGACCCUGAAACGCCUAUGGUGGACAUUUAUACAGCCAUGUGGGCGAAUUUCGUGAAAACUGGUGAACCCAUUCCUAAAGACCACGAUAAACUUAAGAACGUGAGGUGGACUACGUUCGAUCCCCAACAGACCAAUUUCUUGGAUAUCAAUCUUCAUCCGACCAUGAGAACUGACUUCUUCCCUGAAAGAAUGCGAGUCUGGGAAAGACUUUUCCCUGAACCAUCGAGUGGAGUGAAACACUGAACGUAUUAUAUUUUACAGUAGAUCCUGUUCGAUAAAUCAUUACCACAAACAGGAAUUUCUUAUCUGCUUCUUGUGUAUUGAGCUUAAAAUAAAAUAUUAUAAAUUUA